Durusdinium trenchii is the source of this 1018-nucleotide messenger RNA. The record is from the annotation of a GenBank genome assembly. NCBI's taxonomy places the organism in Eukaryota, Dinophyceae, Suessiales, Symbiodiniaceae.
GUGAUCAAGAUCCAAUCCUGGCGAAAAGGUAUUACGGGUCGAAGAUUUGCCAAGGAGUUCAAAAAGUUGAGCUCUGCACGGCGCAUCCAGAGUUGUUGGAAGCAAUGGCGAGUGCGACGGGUUUAUCAAGACUUGAGACAAGCGGUGUAUCUGGCACAGGAGAGGUGGCGGAUGCAUGCUGCCAAAUCGCAGAUGAAGAAGCUCAAGCAAGAAGCCAAGGAGGUUGGAGCGCUGAUGGCCAAAAGCCACAAGGCUCAGGAGCAAGCAACAUCGUUGCGGAAAAGAAACGACGAGUUGGAAGCUGUGCAGCUACAGCUGCAAUCAGAGAAGAAAUCUUUACAGAGCCGAGCCGCCACCAUAGUGAAUGCAGAUUGUACUUACUAUCAUUGUUCUAUCAUCAUCCCUAUGGUUGUUUGUUUCAUUUUUGUCCGCCUUCAAUUCAAGGCGAAAGAGCUGGAAGAAGCACUGGAGAAGUUGAAAUCACAGAUGGAGGAGGUGAAAGUUCAAGCCGAAGAAGCUGCAACACUUGCCGCCAGCAACAAAGUCGUUGUAGAGACAGAGAGCUUGAAACGCUUGGAGACUUCAUUGGAGGAGAAGACCACCGAGAUCUCCCAGGUCAAGGAAGAGCUGAUGGCCUUGAAAACGGCUUCGGCCAAGCAGCAGGAAGAGCUGCAUGAAGCUGAAGGUCGUUAUCAGCAACUCUUGAAAAACACCGCCAUGCAGCUGGAGGUGGCAGCGAACGCAGUGAGUAUUGUGGGCAUAUUGUUUGGCAAGGUGCCAGAGAUGCAGCAAAGAGCAGAAAACAGCAACAGCGCAGAAGGAACACGUAGUUUGGCCGCUGCUUUGCUGCUGACCUAUCGCUUUGCUGCUCUCUUGACGCAUUGCUCCAUGCUGUUCGACCGCAUUCCCAUGCGGCGAACGGUUAGGUCUGACGGGAAGUCAUCCAUGGCCUCGACACGACCGAGGCGCUAAUCGACGGGACAGCGCAACGUCUUCAUUCAGUUGGCGGGAGCUCAAU